AUGACUCCUGAGGAGGCAUUUUUUCAUAAACAUAUUACUACUACCCAGAUUAAAAAGCUUACUGCUGAAGAAAUAAGAAAGCAAAUAAUCACCGAAACUUAAAAAAGAGGUUUUAUUCAUAAUUAAAAUUGCAAGCAUGAAUAUCAUGUAGGAGAUCGUGUACUUGUUACCAAUAAUAUUACAAUAAAGAAGGGAAGUUAUAAUAACACAUAUUUAAAAUUGAGAAAUUAGAAAUUCUAUGGAAAGAGAAAUGAGUUCAAAUAUUAAGCUUAGAUAGCUGAAAUCAGAGGAAACUGCUAUAGCUUGAAAUGGCACGAGGAUGUGCCUGAGAUUAGUGUAUAGAAGGAUUAAGUUUCUAAGAAUGUGCCGUUUGUGCUAUUUAAAAAGGAUAUAAGAUUUUUGACAAUUGAUUAAUUGAAAUAAAAUUGGUAUACAAAUGAUGAGAUAGAUUAAGUAGUUGAUGAAAACGCUAUUGAUUGGAGCUCAAACUUUGCAUGA
Stylonychia lemnae is the source of this 498-nucleotide messenger RNA. The record is from the annotation of a GenBank genome assembly. Lineage: Eukaryota; Ciliophora; Spirotrichea; Sporadotrichida; Oxytrichidae.